AUGCAGAAAAUGCAGUACUUCCAGAUGUUUGUGAUUGAUCCUCGACAUCGGCGCCGUCCCUUGACUAACGGCGGUCCCCUGUCCUUCUCCGGUGACUUUCGACGACCGCCUUUAGACAAGCUACCCAGUGGUUGUACCUGUACUGGACCUCUUGUAGACGGAGUGCUGUCGCCGAUCAAUGCCAGUCAGAAGCAUUUGCCCAUGACUUCGCCAAUGGACGAGUUCUGGUCUCCCGCCAUCACGCGGGCUCAAGUCUGGGGACCUCGGCUGGUGCAAAAGAAUGGAGGGACAGGGCAAUGUGGAACUGGUGAAGACUGCAAGUUUCAGGUCGACGUUAUGGGUUACGAACACGAAGAAGAGGAGCCCAGGCGCUUACACUCCGAUGCACAAGAACAGGAGCGUUUCUCCUCGUCUUCGUAUCGCGUUAUGAGAAACGGGAACCUCGCGAGUGUAGCGCUAGCCAGAGCUAGGGGCAACUGGUCUCGGCCCAUGCAGCCUGACUUUGACAGGCUGCCUGUCCCUUCUCGAAACUCAAAAGGCGGGCCGGGACGCUACAAGAAGGAGUCCCAGCAAGCUCAGGAGGCUCGUAGCGGUUGUGGCGUUGUCAUUUAUCCGGCCGAUCAGCCGCAGCGUGCUUAA
Microdochium trichocladiopsis is the source of this 639-nucleotide messenger RNA. RefSeq lists its product as uncharacterized. The record is from RefSeq and is a predicted model, not a curated record. Lineage: Eukaryota; Fungi; Ascomycota; Sordariomycetes; Xylariales; Microdochiaceae. The transcript has 4 exons. Bases 1 to 639 code for a protein of 212 amino acids.